Messenger RNA from Cryptomeria japonica (Japanese cedar), 678 nucleotides. Its product is annotated as EG45-like domain containing protein. The record is from RefSeq and is a predicted model, not a curated record. The transcript is spliced from 2 exons. NCBI's taxonomy places the organism in Eukaryota, Viridiplantae, Streptophyta, Pinopsida, Cupressales, Cupressaceae. The coding region runs from base 80 to 496 and encodes 138 amino acids.
CAAGACAUAUGCUAAACUCUAUAUAAUAGGUCUCGGACGGUAAAUAAAAGCAAUCUGAACUCAGUGAUUCAACGCAACCAUGAUGAUUUAUACAAUUAUAUUUGUUAAAAUUUCAAUAAUUUUGGUGCUUCUGCUUCAUUUUUCACUGGCAGAUGUGGGCACAGCAACAUUUUAUGGUCCUCCUUAUGUCCCAACUUCUUGCUAUGGAUACAAUCAAAGGCAAUUUCCAGCAGGCAAUCUUUUUGGAGCGGCUAAUGAUGCAAUUUGGGACAACCAGGCAGCCUGCGGAAGGAAGUACAGAAUUCGAUGUUUGAGCGGAACAAGUAAUGAAAGAGUUAAUCCAUGUAGAAAAAGAUCACUUGUGGUAAAGAUUCUGGAUUACUGCUCUUCUUCUGCCUGCGAUAAUGGCGACGCAACUUUUCAUUUAUCUGCUGAUGCGUUUUCUCACAUUGCUCAUUCCUCUGCUAAAAAGAUUAACGUCGAAUAUGAGCAGUAAUACUCCAUCUACCUACCUAGCAUUUUCAAUUAUCACAAACGCAAUUUCACUUAGAGAAUGUAUAAUGUUGGACUGGGCAUUUGGCGGGCGAAGGGGAUUCUGAAAUUUCGAAUUUGCUCAUCCAUGGCUGAUCUUUAUUGAUUAUGUUCUUUUCAAUUAAAUGUGAUAUUGUCUAUAUCUUU